UCUCUCUCUCUUUCUCUCUCUCUGUGGCUGAAACAAAUGGGUAGUAACGGCAACGAGAAGUCCCCAGUCCAACAAGAGCCCCCAAGACCCAGACCCAGACCGUCUUCCUCCCCCUCUCGCUCCCUAUCCUCAUCUUCCGCAGAAACGACCACUCCCACUCCGACUCCCACUCCCCCACCACCGCAAGAACCGCUGCAGCAGCAGCUACACCCUUCCCCAGCUCCCACCACCCUCACGUCCGACAUUCCAGCUUCUACUGUUUCCAAAGCCACCACCGUCACUUCCCGCCCACAGGAGCAAUCCUCCACCGACUCUGACGUCAUUCACAUCCCCAGCUAUUCCCGGUGGUUUUCGUGGAACAAUAUUCACGAAUGUGAGGUCCGAUUUCUCCCCGAGUUUUUCGACGGUAGAUGGCCUUCAAAGACCCCUAGAGUUUACAAGUACUUCAGGAACACUAUAAUUCGAAGGUUUCGACAAAAUCCUACGCGAAAGAUCACCUUCACCGAGGCUCGGAAGACUAUCAUUGGAGACGUAGGCUCGAUUCGGAGGGUGUUCGAUUUCUUGGAGGUCUGGGGUCUGAUUAAUUACUCGGGUUCGGGCUCCAAGCCGCAGUUGAAGUGGGAAGACAAGGAGAGCAGCAAGUCCAAUGCCGCGGCGUCUUCACAAAGUGGUGAUCCAGGGGGCACUUCGGCUGCUGAUGUUGCGGCACCCAAGAAAAGAUUGUGUAAUGGAUGCAAAUCUGCUUGUAGCAUUGCUUGCUUUACUUGUGAUAAGUUUGAUUUGACCCUUUGUGCGAGGUGCUAUGUCCGUGGUAACUAUCGUGUUGGUGUCAGUUCCACUGAUUUCAGACGGGUUGAGAUAAGUGAAGAGGUAAAGACAGAUUGGACUGAUAAAGAAACUUUGCACCUUCUAGAAGCCAUUAUGCAUUAUGGUGAUGAUUGGAAGAAGGUUGCAGAGCAUGUUGGUGGUAGAAGUGAGAGAGAGUGUGUUGCUCGCUUUAUAAAGCUUCCAUUCAGGGAGCAAUUUGUUGGCCCUCCAGAUUCUGCUGAGGUUGAUUUUAAGUUUUAUCAAUCAAAUGACCAGAAUGACAGUGAAUUUGGGUCUCCAACCAAAAGGAUGUGUCUCACACCACUUGCUGAUGCCAGCAACCCGAUUAUGGCUCAGUCUGCUUUCCUCUCGGCUUUGGCGGGUGUAGAGGUUGCAGAAGCAGCGGCUCAUGCUGCUGUGUGGACUUUGUCUGAAGUCAGUGACCGGAUGACAAAAGAUACUAUUAGAUCUCUCACUGCUGGUGCAAGACAGCAAGAAUCUGAUGUAAAACCCAAUGGCGCCUCCAGUAGAGAAACACUAGAAGUGGUGCAUGUGGAGGUGCGGCUGCAGCUUGAAAAGGAAGAACAGGACGUAGAGAGAGCAAUUGCUGGUAUUGUUGAAGUGCAGACCAAGGAGAUUCAGGACAAGAUUGUUCAUUUUGAGGAGCUUGAAUUACAAAUGGAGAAAGAGUGGCAACAUCUGCAGCAGAUGAAGAAUCUGCUUUUUGUUGAUCAGCUCACACUACUCUUUCAUAAAACUGCUGCACGAAAAACUGGAGAAAGCACUGUGGAGAUUAUUAAAUCCGAAUGAAAAUUUAUAAUUUGUUAUAUUUUCCUUUCAGGAUUCACUUUGGAGCCUAUAGUUUCCUGUCAGAUCCACUGGGAUAACCUCUGUUUUAGGAAGUAAGUACCUGUUUAUUGGUGGAAAUUUUAUUGUAAGAUGCACAGAGAUCUGCCACACUUUGUAAUGAUAUUCGCCAUUUCUAGGAAAUUGGUAUCGCGGGGGAGUGGGGGCAUAGUUAAAAGAAGUAAAGAACUGCUUCCUUUUUCUUUUCUCCAGUUACUGGGCAAGUAAAAGAAAUAGUCAUCCGAAGGAGUACAUGCACAGACUUUUCCAUGUGUAUUUAGAUAUAAGCUAAUUUGUCUCCUUUGUGAAUGAGGGG
Molecule: messenger RNA, 1969 nt
Organism: Ilex paraguariensis (yerba mate)
Lineage: Eukaryota; Viridiplantae; Streptophyta; Magnoliopsida; Aquifoliales; Aquifoliaceae
Source: the annotation of a GenBank genome assembly